Emericellopsis cladophorae is the source of this 1038-nucleotide messenger RNA. RefSeq lists its product as uncharacterized. The record is from RefSeq and is a predicted model, not a curated record. The transcript is spliced from 3 exons. NCBI's taxonomy places the organism in Eukaryota, Fungi, Ascomycota, Sordariomycetes, Hypocreales, Bionectriaceae. The coding region runs from base 1 to 1038 and encodes 345 amino acids. Gene Ontology annotation, biological process: meiotic DNA integrity checkpoint signaling; telomere maintenance; mitotic DNA replication checkpoint signaling. Gene Ontology annotation, cellular component: checkpoint clamp complex; site of double-strand break; nucleolus.
AUGCGGUUCAGGACCGAGCUCAAGAACAUACGCACUUUUGCCAAACUCACAGCGGCCCUCUCAUCUCUCGAGAAGAUAGCCUGGGUCCGCCUUUCCGAUGACACGGUCCGCUUCACCGUGAUCCCCGACAUGGGGUCACAGGUAUGGGCGUCACUCGCCAUGGAUUUUCUCUUUGAAGGCUACAACAUCCAAUCCGCCGAGGCCAACAACACCAUCAACCUCGAGUUGCCGCUGCAACCUCUCCAGCGAGCUCUCAAGUCGGCGCAGAACAGCAUGAGCGCCAGUCUCAGACUUACCAAGAAGGACGGGCUGCCGAUACUGAGCAUGGUCAUCACCACCAUGACGGGGGACAAGGGCACCGCGGGUGGAGCGAGUUCCAACGUCGCCGCCGCCGCCACGAGGAACAGCAAUUCAGACGACCCCUUUGCCGACGACGAGGACAUCAACCUGGGCCCGGAGCAUCUCGAAACGUCGCUCCGGCGGGAACACGAAAAGGUCAUCACCCAGGACAUACCUGUACGUGUGCUCCAUCCGGAAACCGUCGAGACCAUUAUGCAGCCCAAGGUCCGCGAGCCCGACGUGCACAUUCAGCUACCGCCGCUCCUCCAACUCAAAGCCAUCUCAGAUCGCUUCACCAAACUGGCCCUGGUGCCCCCGGGGAACAAGUCGCCCAAGCUGGAGCUGAGUGCGAACAUGCAUGGUUCCCUCCGGCUGAGGAUCAAUACCGAGACGACGGAUAUCAGCAGCGUCUGGUCCGGCCUCGAGAACCCAGAGUUGGAUCCCGCGCAGCUGGAUAUGCCGGUGGACGAGCACCCGAGCACAAGGUUUAGAGAGAUGGGCCCUGAGAAGUGGGCAAGUGUUCGCGUGGACGGCAAAGACUGGAGUCGAGUGUUGAGCGUGGGACGGCUGGAAGGGAGGGUGAUUGCGUGCUUUGCGGAUGACCACGCCUUGAUCUUGUAUGUGUACGUGCCGCACUAUGAUGAUGCGUCUGCGGAAGAUUCCGUUGUCACAUACUAUGUUCAAUCUUACAGUGCUUGA